AUGGGUGACAUUCAGAUUCCAAAGAAGCACAAGGCCGCUGUCUACGACAAGCCUGGAUCGAUAUCGACGAAGAUUGAGGAGCUGGAUGUGCCAGAGCCGGGUGCGGGAGAGGUGUUGAUCAAUCUGACGCACUCUGGUGUCUGCCACUCAGAUAUGGGCGUCAUGCUCAAUGCCUGGAGGACCCUCCCAUUUCCCACACAAGCAGGCCAGGUUGGAGGCCACGAAGGAGUCGGCAAGAUCGUAAAGAUGGGUCCCGGAACUGAGAACUCUGCAGUCAAAGUCGGUGACCGAGUGGGUAUCAAGUGGAUGGCUGGAAUUUGCGAAGCAUGUGAGCCUUGCCGUGCUGGAAUGGAUGCAAACUGCUUUAACGGUAAAAUCUCCGGAUACUACACCCCCGGCACCUUCCAGCAAUAUGUCCUCGGUCCUGCAAACUAUGUUACUCCCAUCCCAGACGGUCUCGACUCCGCCGCAGCCGCACCGCUCCUCUGUGCAGGCGUAACAGUCUACUCCGCUCUUCGCAAAGCAAACGCUGAGUCAGGAAACCACGUGGUCAUCAUGGGCGCCGGCGGUGGUCUCGGACAUCUCGCUGUUCAAUACAGCGCCCGAGGAAUCGGACACCGCGUAAUCGGCAUCGACCACUCCAGCAAAAAGGACCUAGUCAUCGACAGCGGCGCCGAGCACUUCAUCCCUGUCGACGGCACCGAGUCGCUCGCCGACGCCGUAAAGGCCGUGACCCGCGGCCACGGCGCACAUGCAGUCGUUGUAUGCACCGCACACCAGGGUGCGUACGACGAGUCCGUGAACCUCUUGCGAUUCGGCGGAUGCGUUGUUUGUGUUGGCAUUCCUGAGGGUGAUAUGAAGCCCAUUGCGUCUGCUAAUGCGGGAGUCAUGGUUGGUAAGGCGCUACGGAUUGUUGGGUCCGCGGUUGGGACAAGGAAGGAGGCGAUUGAGGCGGUGGAGUUUGCGGCGAGGGGAAUUGUGAAGACGCACUACAGGGUGGAGAAGAUGGAUAAGUUGACGGAUAUUUUCAAGGAGAUGCAUGCGCAGAAGUUGAAGGGGCGUGUGGUAAUAGACUUGUCUGACUAA
This is a messenger RNA of Macroventuria anomochaeta, 1086 nucleotides long. Its product is annotated as alcohol dehydrogenase-like protein. Bases 1 to 1086 code for a protein of 361 amino acids. The record is from RefSeq and is a predicted model, not a curated record. The transcript is spliced from 4 exons. Gene Ontology annotation, molecular function: oxidoreductase activity. NCBI's taxonomy places the organism in Eukaryota, Fungi, Ascomycota, Dothideomycetes, Pleosporales, Didymellaceae.